This is a messenger RNA of Daldinia childiae, 1434 nucleotides long. RefSeq lists its product as uncharacterized. The coding region runs from base 1 to 1434 and encodes 477 amino acids. NCBI's taxonomy places the organism in Eukaryota, Fungi, Ascomycota, Sordariomycetes, Xylariales, Hypoxylaceae. The record is from RefSeq and is a predicted model, not a curated record. The transcript is spliced from 3 exons.
AUGUUUCAAACUGCAGAGGACCUUGGGGAUCCCGGAAGAGGCCACGGGAAAAUCCCUUUUAUACAAUUGGAUUUGCCCAGGACCUCCAAUACGCGCCAGGCUCGCGUCCUAAAUCAAACCCGGGAGAUUACCAAAGCUACCACCGGCCGUGUCAUUGGCAAUCAAGACCAUAACGACAAAGUCCUGCCCCAGGACUCACAGCCCUCAGGCCAUCACCCUGGACCUCGCGGCACUACUGGUCAAGGACUCAGCCUACAGCACUCUCCGCGCUCCUCCAUCAUUUCUGGCGAUCAGCAUCGUCGCCCCUUCGUCAAGGCUCGCAUUUGCGUCUUCUUUCGAAAUGGUUAUAACUGGGUGGUAGGCAUCUUCACCUUCUUCCGACCUGGUAAUAAUACAGACGCUGUCCAAAUUGUGCUCUACUGCCUGAUAGCCGCGGCCACGGUCAGCAUCAUCGCCAGCGCUAACAUGCUGAAGUCCUUUUCGGAUAAGCAGACUGAGGACGUGAAGAACGCUGUUCUUCUAUGGCUGUUUGGCAGCAUUGUCAUUCUAGUUCUGAUUCUCAUCUUUAGUCAGCACCGCGCCUCUGGUAUCGAGGAAUGGGGAUCUAGCCGUGGCUUGUAUACAGAAGCACCGUGGAUCGAAAUGGGUAGCCGCAACUACCACCCUCGAGGUCGCCCUCAGCAACUGCAAAACCUUACCCACCCGCAGCCUGCCCGCACUGCUGUUCACCGAAUCGAAGGCAGCGUCUACCGCCAGUCAGGCACUUCCAUCGAGCAGGAUAUGGGUCGACAUCGCCGAAGCGCAAAUCCCCGAGACAAUCAUAUCGACCAGCUUCCAGCCCAAUAUCUGCUUUUGCAGAAAUACGGCAAGGCAGCUGGUAGUUCGGGAGCACAUGAUAUUAUUGCUCGAGCACAAAUUCGUGACCAGAGCAUCUCGUCUUCUGUGAACAGCGACAGCGAUAUUGGUAUUGCUCGCAGCAGCUCUUUGCAUAAGAAGGAGACCGGUAAGCUAGGAUCACCCAUAAAGUUCAGCACCUGUUCUGCGCAGGAGGAUUCCGUAGUCACCAACGAGCAACUAUCAACUAUCACCUCAGCUUCGACUGGGUCUGGCCUUAGCGACAUCGGCUACUUCGGCUCUUCCGAAUCCAGCUCGCCUCGCCGUACCGGGCUCCCUCCCCGCGACAGCUGGUGUCUCGAACCUUCUUUCAGCUCUAGCACUCUUCCCACAUAUGGCAGCACCAAGCGCGAUUUCACCAAAGCUAGCGUCUUUCCUCCUCGCAGUAGCUCGCUUACCGAAUUUUCGUCGAAGGGCACAUUCUCCAGCGCUGAUCGCAAGUACGAAGUCGAUACCAACUUUUCGUAUCCGUAUAGAACUGCCUACAAGGAACUCAGCCCUAUUAUCGAGCGUGCUAGCGAGGCUCACUCUUCACCUUAG